Molecule: messenger RNA, 1623 nt
Organism: Mangifera indica (mango)
Lineage: Eukaryota; Viridiplantae; Streptophyta; Magnoliopsida; Sapindales; Anacardiaceae
Exons: 10
Coding region: 248-1384 (378 amino acids)
Biological process (GO): signal transduction
Source: RefSeq, a predicted model, not a curated record
CCAUACCAAAAUGAAACCAGACAGCUAAAUUUCUUUUACGUGUCCAAAUCUCAUUGGACCUUCUUUCCAAUUCAAAGCUACUGUCUCAAUCUCUCUCCACUCUCAUAAAACGACUCUUUGAACAAAAACAGUACAGAUUCGAUUGCCUGCGCCUUUAUCGAUUCGAGUAUUGUUCAGUUCUCUCAAACAAGACGAGGUUUUCCUGCUUGUAUUUUGAACUUGGCUUUCGGUCUUUGUUGUCGGAUCAAUGCCAUCAAUCGUCUCUCCACAGUGGCAAGAGAAGGCUAAUGGUUUCUUUUCUUCAUCAGGGGUGAAGCUUAAACAGGCUGGGCAAUCAGCAGGAACAUUAGUUGGGGAAGUUGCAAAGGAUGCUAAAGGUAAUGUUGCUGAUGUGGCUGAACGAGUUGGCUCAAUGGUCAAAAGCCGAUGGGCACUUCUUCAACAGCCAUCAACCAGACAUGCUGUUCAGGAGCGUCUUAUAACUGCUGCUGCUACAACUGGUAUGUUUUUGAGAAGAGGUUUCUCAGAAACAAAAGACAAGGUUUCUGUUGGGAAGACGAAAGUUGAAGAGGCUGCUAAAAAAACUGCACAAAAAAGCAAGACUAUUUUGACUGAUAUUGAACGUAGGCAGAAGGGAUUUGCAAGCACUGAUGUAUUUGGAGUCCCGAUUGAUGUUACCAUACAGCGUCAACAAUAUGUCAAGCCUGUUCCGUAUAUUUUGGUCAAAUGUGCUGAUUACCUCAUAUUAUCAGGACUGAACUCACAGUACUUGUUUAAAGCUGAGGGGGAUAAAAAGGUCAUUCAGCAGCUGGUUUCUACCUACAAUCAAGAGUACAAUGCUUCACUGCCUGAAGGUGUAAAUCCAAUUGAUGUGGCAGCUCUAGUAAAAUACUACCUUGCAAGUCUUCCUGAGCCACUGGCAACUUUUGAACUUUAUAACGACAUCAAAGGUGCUUGUUCUAGCAUACAUGCUAUGCAAAACAUAUUGAAGAAACUUCCCAGUGUAAACUACAUGACGCUAGAGUAUAUUACUGCACUACUGCUCCAUGUUAGUCAGAAAUCUCUUUUUAACAAGAUGGAUCCUCGUAGUCUUGCCAUGGAAAUGGCCCCUGUUAUUAUGUGGCAAAAGGAUCAGAAACCAGAAUCCUAUAGGCAUUAUUGGAGUCAUCCACCUAGAAGUCCCUUAAAGAAGAACAGGGAGGCAACACCCGAUUACAGUGCUUGGGACAUGCUUGCUGAUGAGAGUGAAGUUAUGGAUCCAUCCUCUCCCAUUCCUUUGGAUGAUGGCACACCUGUUGACUUUGGCGCUAUCGAGGUUGUUCAGUGCCUGAUAGAACAGCACAAUGCAAUCUUCACAGAUGCAAAUGAGACUGUUUGGAGUUGAGUCGGAUUCAGCUUGUGUUGUUGAUGCCCACGGAAUUCAUCAAGCUGGGAAAUGUAACCAAUAUAUGAUGAAGAUGUCCGGUGCUUAAUAGCAACGUAGAUGAAUUUUGAGGAGGUGGGUGUGUAUAGUGUAGUUCAUUACCCUUCUGCUUUUGUGAAAAGUUAAAAAAUACUGGAUUUUAAUUAUAAUCUUAUAAUGACUUUGAUUCCAAAUAAUAUAAAAUUAGUUUGUUUUUUUAA